AUGAUAGUUAAGAGAAGGAAAGUAGAAGGGCACGUAGAGCUCAGUAUCGUCACUAAGUGCGAUGAAAAUAACAUUGACUAUUUUCAUAAGAAAGAUGACCAAACACUGAAGAUGAACGCAGGAGCCUUUUACCUACCAAAAGACGACAAAGAAAGACCACAAGGAGAAGACGCUCAUUUUAUUUGCAAAGAAAAGUUAACCAUUGGUGUUGCAGAUGGCGUUGGAGGUUGGGCAAGAAAAGGCGUCGAUGCCGGCAUAUAUGCUCGCCGACUCAUGGAAAACUCCAUUAUUGCGCUUCAAGGUGAAAAGAAAGGAAGCGUAAAUCCCAGAAAAGUUCUACAGGAGGCUUAUUCAAACACUAAUGUUAAAGGUUCGUCAACCGCCUGUAUCAUUACUAUUGAUAGCAAUAAUUGCUUGCAUUAUGUCAAUCUUGGAGAUAGUGGAUUUCUGCUAUUUAGAGAAAACAAAUAUAUUUACAAGUCUAAGGUGCAGCAACAUGAGUUUAAUCACCCAUAUCAACUAGGGACUUGCAGUGAUGAUCUGCCUUGUUUGGCUUAUGAGGAAAAGAUUCUUGUGGAAGCUGGAGAUAUUGUAGUUGCAGGAACUGAUGGUUUGCUUGAUAACAUUUAUCCAUCUGAAAUAACGAAGAUCUUGGAGAAAGCUGAUGGGAAAAAUGAAGUAUCUGCAGAGGAAUUAGCUUGGAGAAUUGUAGAACGUGCUUUGUUUAAUUCUGUUGAUGAAGAAUAUCAUUCUCCUUUUGCUAGAGAGGCUGAGAUGGCUGGGUACUUGCAUACUGGAGGCAAAUAUGAUGAUAUUACAGUCAUUGUUUGUCAAUUUAAGUAA
Messenger RNA from Jatropha curcas, 843 nucleotides. RefSeq names its product putative protein phosphatase 2C 55. NCBI's taxonomy places the organism in Eukaryota, Viridiplantae, Streptophyta, Magnoliopsida, Malpighiales, Euphorbiaceae. Gene Ontology annotation, molecular function: protein serine/threonine phosphatase activity. The record is from RefSeq and is a predicted model, not a curated record. Gene Ontology annotation, biological process: protein dephosphorylation.